Sphenostylis stenocarpa is the source of this 858-nucleotide messenger RNA. NCBI's taxonomy places the organism in Eukaryota, Viridiplantae, Streptophyta, Magnoliopsida, Fabales, Fabaceae. The record is from the annotation of a GenBank genome assembly.
AUGGUAUCAAAGGUGAAGAGAGGACCAGUGAAGUCCAUCAAGGACCUUCGUAAUAACAACAACCGCCGUUGGCGCCGGAAAACCCCCAUAAAAAAUGUGGUGGCGGCGUCCUCCGCCGCGCUCGCCUCCAUCCGUCGCCGCAUCACGAAACUCUUCUCGAAGAUCGCGCGCCUCAGCACCACCCACAAGAAAAAAGCAACCUCGUACAAGAUUCUCAAAAAGACAACAACAGAAGAACACGGAGAACAACGCGACGCCAUUUGCCGCACGCUGGUGUUCGACGACGCUGCCCCCACGCCGCUCCUUCCUCCGUCCCUCUCCUUCCGAAAAACCGUGUUCCUCGACCUCGACGAAACGCUCGUCCACUCCCACCCCUCGCCGCCGCCGGAGCGCUUCGACUUCGUCGUCCGGCCUGUCAUCGACGGCGAGCCCAUGGAUUUCUACGUCCUCAAGCGCCCCGGCGUUGACGAGUUCCUCGAGUCCCUGGCCGCCAAGUACGAGGUUGUCGUUUUCACGGCGGCGCUGAAGGAGUACGCGUCCAUGGUGCUGGACCGGCUGGACCGGAACCGGUUCAUCUCGCACCGGCUCUACCGCGACUCGUGCCGCCACAUCGACGGGAAGCUGGUGAAGGACCUUAACGAAACGGGUCGGGACCUCAAACGGGUCGUUAUCGUGGAUGAUAACCCAAGUUCAUUUACGAACCAACCCGAGAACGCGAUUCUGAUUCGGCCCUUCGUGGAUGACAUUUUCGACCGGGAGCUUUGGAAAUUGAGAAACUUUUUUGAUGGGUCUGAUUGCUGUGAUGACAUGAGAGAUGCUCUUAAGCGCUAUGCUACUGAGAAGCAGCAGCAACGUUAG